AUGUUGUUCAAAGCAGUCAUAUCGGUGUUGCUUAUUUUUUCAUUCUAUCUGGUUCUUUUUGCGCAACUGAUCUCUCGAUUUUGGGGAAAUGGUCGGGCUAUUUCUAGCUCUUUGCGUCGAAAAUCGAUCAAGGUAGCUCAAUUUAAGGGUGGGUCCGGAGGAGUAUCCAAGGCGGCUUCGUCAUACAACAAUCAAUCGCUAGACAACAAACCUCCAUCACCCAAGAGCGACGUACCAUCCAUAAUCUUACUCGCCAAACAAAUCUCCGAACUGUCUACACAACUAUCUUCCUGCUUCAACGCAUCUACCUACCCAGAGCCCAACUUCAGCGCCUCUUCCGGAGACGUGCCCAAAACACCACAAUACGAAUCCUUGCGAGCGAGCCUCAACGAUAGCGCUCUAGACCUGCUCCGUCUUGUGAAUGGCCCAAAGAACACGUUACGCACUUAUGCCUUCUCCCAUUAUGACCUCGCGGUGUUGCAGAUUGCAGUUGAGCGAGGCUUCUUCGGACAUAUCCCGCUACAUGGAAGCAUUGACGCGGGGAUGCUUGCAGACAAGGCCAAAAUGGACGAGAAUCGAACAACAAGGCUGUUACGUCUGUUAGCCACGCGACGUAUAUUCGAGGAAGUUGGAAGUGGGAGUGGUGUGUUUAGGCAUACGGCUAUGUCGGCUGUUAUGGCGAGGGAUAGCAAUUUCCAUGCUAUGGUACACAUGCAGAUGGACGAGAUGUUCAAAGCGGCGGCUGAGCUAUCAACACAAAUCGACCGUUCCCCAUACGUCUCAGACAAUGAGAACUCUGCGUUCUAUGCUAAGUUUGGGUUACCGGCAUACGAAUAUUAUGAGCAGAAUCCGCAGAAGGGAGCACGAUUUGCACAGUCAAUGAAUGCAUGGUCACAGUUGGACAGCCAGGUUACAAGGCUAGUGCAUAGCAGCUUCCCAUGGGAGUCUCUAAAAGUCGGCAAAGUAGUUGACAUCGGUGGUGGCUCAGGCCAUAUAUCCAUCGCCCUCGCUCGAGAAUACCCAUCCCUCCGUUUCAUAGUCCAAGACCUCUCGGAGCAAAUGCUCUCCCAAGUCAAAGAAGAAAGCGUAUCAAGCACAGGAGGCCGUGUAACCUUCCAGCGCCACAACUUCUUCGAGCCUCAACCUGUUCACGACGCCAUCAAGAUCACACGGGCUAUCGUCCCGGCCUUGGAGAAAUGUGCCCCGGGUACUCCGCUUUUGUUGAAUGAGGUCAUUUUGCCGGAAAGUGGCUCGGUGUCCCGUCAUAUAGAGCAUCAUUUGCGCCAGGUAGAUGUGACGAUGAUGGUUGUUUUAGGCGCGAAGCAGAGAUCGAGGAGGGAGUUUGAGAAGCUCUUGAAACAGGCAGAUCCACGGUAUGAAGUGGUGAGAACCUUUGAUAAUCCUAUGGGAGUGGGCUUACUAGAAGUUCACCUUAAGGCCCGCUAG
Molecule: messenger RNA, 1446 nt
Organism: Penicillium griseofulvum
Lineage: Eukaryota; Fungi; Ascomycota; Eurotiomycetes; Eurotiales; Aspergillaceae
Product: Winged helix-turn-helix transcription repressor DNA-binding
Exons: 6
Coding region: 1-1446 (481 amino acids)
Molecular function (GO): O-methyltransferase activity
Source: RefSeq, a predicted model, not a curated record